This is a messenger RNA of Phacochoerus africanus (Common warthog), 1974 nucleotides long. It is a transcript of the gene MFGE8, whose product is annotated as milk fat globule EGF and factor V/VIII domain containing. The coding region runs from base 98 to 1393 and encodes 431 amino acids. The transcript is spliced from 9 exons. NCBI's taxonomy places the organism in Eukaryota, Metazoa, Chordata, Mammalia, Artiodactyla, Suidae. The record is from RefSeq and is a predicted model, not a curated record.
GCUGCGCUGCCCGAUUUAUUCCCGUCCAGGAGAAGAAGUGAGAGCCCCCGGGUCUGAACCGCCGAAACGCCGGCUCCCGCGCCCGCGUCCGCCCACCAUGCCGGGCCCCAGUCUGCUGACCGCGAUCUGUGGCGCGCUCCUCUGCGCCUCCGGCCUCUUCGCCUUCUCCGGUGACUUCUGUGAUUCCAGCCAAUGCCUGAAUGGUGGGACCUGUUUGUUGGACCAGGAUCCCCAAAACCCCUUCCACUGCCUCUGCCCUGAAGGUUUCACGGGCCUCAUAUGCAACGAGACUGAGAAAGGUCCCUGUUUCCCAAAUCCCUGCCACAAUGAUGCCGAAUGUGAGGUGAUUGAUGAUGCCCACCGAGGGGAUGUCUUUACCCAGUACAUCUGCAAGUGUCCUCAUGGCUACACGGGCAUCCACUGUGAGAUCAUCUGCAACACACCUCUGGGCAUGGAGACGGGUGCCAUCGCUGACUUCCAGAUCUCCGCCUCGUCCAUGCACUUGGGUUUCAUGGGUUUGCAGCGCUGGGCCCCGGAGCUGGCCCGCCUGCACCGCGCUGGCAUCGUCAAUGCGUGGACAGCCAGCAACUAUGACAGAAACCCCUGGAUCCAGGUGAAUCUGCUGCGGAGGAUGCGGGUGACGGGCGUGGUGACACAAGGUGCCAGCCGUGCAGGCAGCGCUGAGUACAUAAAGACUUUCAAGGUGGCCUACAGCAGUGACGGACGCAAGUUCCAGUUCAUCCAGGGUGCAGGGGAGUCAGGAGAUAAGAUAUUUAUGGGUAAUUUGGACAACAGCGGCUUAAAGGUCAACCUCUUUGAGGUCCCUCUGGAGGUGCAGUAUGUGAGGCUGGUGCCCAUCAUCUGCCACCGGGGCUGCACACUCCGCUUUGAGCUCCUUGGCUGUGAGCUGAGUGGAUGCGCUGAACCCCUAGGCCUGAAGGACAACACCAUCCCCAACAAGCAGAUCACAGCCUCCAGCUUCUACAGGACCUGGGGCCUUAGUGCCUUUAGCUGGUAUCCCUUCUAUGCACGGCUGGAUAAUCAGGGCAAGUUCAACGCGUGGACCGCCCAGUCCAACAGUGCCUCUGAGUGGCUGCAGAUUGACCUGGGCUCCCAGAGGCGAGUAACUGGCAUCAUCACCCAGGGAGCCCGAGAUUUUGGCCACAUCCAGUAUGUGGCAGCCUACAAGGUGGCCUACAGCGACGAUGGUGUGAGCUGGACCGAGUACAGGGACCAGGGGGCCCUGGAAGGCAAGAUCUUCCCUGGCAACUUGGACAACAAUUCCCACAAGAAGAACAUGUUUGAGACGCCUUUCCUGACCCGCUUUGUGCGCAUCCUGCCUGUGGCCUGGCACAACCGCAUCACCCUUCGUGUGGAGCUGCUGGGCUGUUAGCAGGCGGGGGGGCCCGGCUAAAGUGACGGGCAGGGCCGUGGGGGCACCCGCCCGUCUCCUGGUCCUCCUGGCCUUCUGGGACCUGCUGCCUCCUCCUCCUGCCCUCCCGAUUGUAGCUGACCUGGGGGCGGGGGGUUCAGUCACCUCUCCCUCCCUCCUUCCCUCCCCCUUCCUCCCACAUGCCCCUGGUGCCCUGCCCUCAUGCCAUCCUGUUUUCUUAGGCAUAGUGGGAGUCUGAGAUAGACAGGGAAGGGUGAAGGCGGGGAUAUGGGUCACCUGCACCUCUCUGGUCCCUGCUCCCAGCUUCUUGCCUCCCUGGCCUAUCACCCACCCUCCUCGUUCCCCUGGCCCUGAGGCCCCAGCCCAGAGAGAUCUCUUCUUGCCCCUUAGCCGUGAGGCCCGAUGUCACCACUCCUGUUGCUGCCACCACGCCCCCCAACCGCUCUCCCUCUUCCCUCCAGGGACCUAUCUUGCCCCUUGUCCUGAAGCCUUGGAGGGUGGAUGUGGGGGGCCCUCUGUACCGAUUCUGCACCCCAGAGUACACAGGCAACUUCCAAAAUAUAUUUAUAUCACCCUCUGAA